UAAAAAAGUAGAAAUGAAAUCACUCUAUUAUCUUCUACUACUCAACCAAACACAACUUAGACAGUUGUUAUAAAUCGGUAAAAUUGCAAUAUUUCCCCACAACAGCAGUGCUGUUCUGUAUUCCCAAAUUGCCACCCUGUUCUGCGUACUCGUCGAAACGACGAUAACCACACGUCUCGAAACCCUAAGGCUGCCCCAAAUUGUUAUCCCAAACCCUAGACCUAAACGGCUCCAUGCUGUGAGACCACCAACAGUGUCCAUGGCUCUGGACGCCCCGGUGGAGCGACGGGACGAGGUACAGAUCGCGAUGGGGAACGGAAACGGCGUGGCGCCGUCUCAACCGUCGCGGCCAGCCGGUCGGCCAACGGCUGCUGCGGCGGCAGCGCCAUACGCGGACAGGCGGCUGCGGCUGAACCCAAAUGCGGAUCACAAGCCGGAAGACUACAGCGACGUGCGCGGCGAGUACGCGCCGGCCGUGUACAGCGCACUCGAGCGGCAUCUCCCACCCAGCCUCAUCGAUGCCGACCGCGAUGUCAAGCUACACUUCAUGCGGGACAUUCUCGCGCGCUACUGGCCGCAGGGCGAGCGUAACAAGGUGCAAAGGCACAGAGAAUAUAGGCAGAGGAUACUCCACCUUUACAAGCCUCUUCAUGAAGAAUUAUACAAUAUGCAUCCUUCAGUGUUCUUCUUACCAACAUUCCUUGAAGCAGUUAGGAGCAAUACAGAAGAAUGCUUUAGAAGUAUUAUGACUGAGCCAAUUCCUGGUGUUUAUUCGUUUGCUAUGUUGCAGCCUACUUUCUGUGAGAUGUUAUUGGAGGAGGUAGAGAACUUUGAAAAAUGGGUCCAUGCUAUGAAAUUUAAGAUAAUGAGGCCUAAUACAAUGAACAAGUAUGGUGCUGUCCUUGAUGAUUUUGGCCUGGAAGCUAUGCUGAACCAGUUCAUGGAACAGUUCAUAGCUCCAAUUUCUAAAGUUCUUUAUCCUGAGGUUGGUGGAGGAACAUUGGACUCCCAUCACGCUUUUAUUGUUGAAUAUGGGAAAGACAGGGAUGUUGAACUAGGUUUUCAUGUUGAUGAUUCAGAAGUUACAUUAAAUGUUUGCCUUGGAAAACAAUUCUUUGGUGGUGAAUUAUACUUUCGAGGUAUUCGGUGUGAGAAUCAUGUGAAUUCAGAGACACAACAUGAGGAAAUGUAUGACUACACACAUAUUCCUGGUUGGGCUGUACUCCACCAUGGUCGACACAGGCAUGGUGCUCGAGCUACUUCAUCUGGUCUCAGAAUAAAUCUGCUUUUGUGGUGCCGGAGCUCUGUGUUCAGAGAGAUGAAGAAAUACCAGAAGGAUUUUCCGAGCUGGUGUGGUGAAUGCCAGCGCGAAAAGAGGGAAAGGCAGAGUCAGUGUGUUAAAGCAACGAAGAUGGCCUUUCUCAGGGGUUCUGGAGGUGCAGCGAUUUAAUUUGUCGUAGGUCAUUUAUGUUAUAUACUGUUUUGCGUCAUACUGAACUUCAUCGUUUAGGACUUGACAGGGGCAUUGUAUCGAUGGCCAGCUUUGUGCUAGUGCGUUUAUUGGUGCGAUCCCAGUUGUAUGUAAAUGUAAACAUUGACCAAAUGCAGCCGAAAGAAAUGUAAUAGCGGGUCAUAAACUGCUAUGAAUUUGGAUACUUUUGUUGCCAAAAUUGAUAAAUUGGAACGCCAAUAGCUUGGCGUGAUUAUUGAUUAGUCUCA
This is a messenger RNA of Zea mays, 1719 nucleotides long. RefSeq lists its product as uncharacterized. Gene Ontology annotation, molecular function: L-ascorbic acid binding; iron ion binding; oxidoreductase activity, acting on paired donors, with incorporation or reduction of molecular oxygen. The transcript is spliced from 9 exons. The record is from RefSeq and is a predicted model, not a curated record. The coding region runs from base 260 to 1450 and encodes 396 amino acids. Lineage: Eukaryota; Viridiplantae; Streptophyta; Magnoliopsida; Poales; Poaceae.